AUGAGCUUCCACCGUCAGCUUUUCAUUGUAGUGGGUGUUCUCUUCCACUUCUACUACCUCUGGCUGAUUUUCGACAUCUACUUCGUGUCUCCAUUGGUUCAUGGUAUGGACCAGCACAAGUCGACGUCAGAACCUCCAGCGAAAAGACUAUUCUUGAUUGUGGGCGAUGGCUUGAGAGCAGACAAGACAUUCAAGAAGGUUUUACACCCGACCACUGGCAACGAGGAAUAUUUGGCUCCAUACUUGCGUAGCUUGGUUUUGAAUGAGGCCACCUGGGGUGUCUCCAACACCAGAAUGCCCACGGAGUCUAGACCAGGCCAUGUAGCCAUGAUUGCUGGAUUCUACGAGGAUGUGAGUGCUGUAACCAAGGGCUGGAAGGAGAAUCCAGUGGAUUUCGACUCAUUCUUCAACCAAUCAACCCAUACUUAUUCGUUUGGAUCCCCGGACAUCUUACCCAUGUUCGCCUACGGCGAAAACGUUGUUCCUGGUAAAAUUGACUGCCACAUGUACGGCCACGAGUUUGAGGACUUCACCCUGGACUCUAUUGAAUUGGAUGCUUUCGUGUUUAACCAUUUGGACGAGCUCUUAGAGGAUGCUAAGACCAAUAAGACAUUGAAUGACGAAUUGAAACAGGACGGUAACGUAUUCUUCUUGCACUUGCUUGGAAUUGAUACUGCUGGCCAUGCCUAUCGUCCAUACUCGGCCGAGUACUACGACAAUAUCAAGUAUAUCGACACCAAGUUGGCUGAAUUGGUUCCAAGACUCCAUGAGUUUUUCGGGGACGACGACACCGCUUUUGUUUUUACUGCCGAUCACGGAAUGUCUGAUUUUGGCUCUCACGGAGACGGUCACCCAGAUAAUACCAGAACUCCACUUGUUGUAUGGGGUGCUGGUGUGAAUAAGCCUGAGGCGGCUCUGGACCAGCAAAAGACCAAACAGGACCCUGUUGCAUCCGGUUAUGAAGAGGAGUAUUUUGAGACUUGGGGUUUUGACCAUUUGACGCGUCAUGAUGUCAAACAGGCAGAUAUUGCUCCCUUGAUGGCUUAUCUUAUUGGUGCUAACUACCCUGCCAACUCGGUAGGAGAGUUGCCCUUGCCAUAUGUUCAAGGGUCUCCUGUGAACAAGAUUAAGGCCUUGUAUGAAAACGCUCUUGUCAUCGUUGAGCAGUACCUCGUCAAGGAGAGCGAGGUGUACAAUCACCAGUUCCAGUACAAGCCGUUUGAUCCAUUUGUACAUAAGCCUAUUUCCGUCUACAAACACGAGAUAGAAAGUCUUAUCUCACUUAUGGAGGUGGAUUAUACUGACGAGUUCUUUGAUCAAGCAAUUGAGUUGACUGAGCUGUUGAUGAAGUGUGGUUUGGAUGGUUUGAACUACUUGCAAACAUACAACUGGCUCUUGCUCAGAUCCAUUGUUACGCUUGGAUUUUUUGGAUGGAUCAUAUACUCAUUCAACGUUUUCUUGAAGUUGUUCAUCUUGACCAGCUUUGAGCAGCCACCAAACUCCACCCCACUCCUUGCUGCCUUCGGUGGUAUUGCAUUGUCCUUGAACUACUUGCUUUUCUACCAAAAGUCUCCGUUCAACUAUUACAUGUAUGCGGCAUUCCCAAUCUACUUCUGGUACACCAUUUUAAACGAGAGAACUUUGUUUGUUAAGGGAUUGAAUACAUUCUUGUUUGGUAUUUCUGGCCCAACAAAGCUCUUCACUCUUGUCUCCUUCCUUGGCAUGUACGAGAGUAUUGUCUACGGUUUUUCUAACAGAAUUAUGUUCUCCAUCUUGUUUGUGUUGAUUGGCUUGUACCCAUUUGCAUGGACCAAGGAGUUGUCGUUUGGCACCAAGUUGACCUGGUUGAUCAGUUGUAUUAGUAUGUGCACUUUCACGAACUUGAAUGCUGUGAAGACAGAGAGCUUGUGGCAGAUAAAUGUUAGUACUGCUGCGGCUUUUAUUGUUGGAGUAAUUGGCACGGGUAAGGUGUUUAAGAGAAACCCGGCCGAAUUUACCAAGAAGGUUGUGAUUGCUCAAUUGGCUUGCAUUCUUGUGAUUUUGUAUGCAACGAAUGUAGCUGUCGCUUCCUUGCAGGCUAGAGAUGGACUUCCAUUGCAUGCUCAAGUCACUGGUUGGAUAACAUUCAUUGUUUCGUUGUUUGUGUUGCCUGUGUUGCAUACGUUCAAGGCAUCUUCUGAUUAUCAAUUAAGACUCUUGAUUAUUUAUUUGACUUUCGUCCCAACAUUCAUCAUUUUGACCAUUUCAUUUGAAUUGUUCUUCUUUGUCGGAUACUCGUUGGUUUUGUUGCAGUGGUUAAACAUUGAAACACAAUUGAAAUUUUCAAAGAAGGAAAUCACUAAAAGCUUGGAAGAAAACCAUACUUUGCCAAAGGGUUACUGGUUGCAAACUAUCCGUAUAUCCAUUAUCGGAUUUUUCUUCUUGCAGUUUGCCUUCUUCGGCACUGGUAACUUGGCAUCAAUCUCCACCUUCUCUCUUGACUCAGUUUACAGAUUGAUUCCUGUGUUUGCGCCAUUCCCCAUGGGUGCAUUGCUCAUGCUUAAGUUGAUCAUUCCUUACGUCUUGUUGUCUACAUGCUUUGGAAUCAUGAACCAUCAACUCGAGAUCCGGAAAUUCACCAUCUCAACGUUAAUCAUCUCCACUUCAGACUUUUUGUCUUUGAACUUCUUCUACUUAGUCAAAACGGAAGGCUCAUGGCUUGACAUCGGAGUCACCAUUUCAAACUACGUUUUGGCAAUUUUAUCCUCGUUGUUCAUGCUCAUUCUAGAGCUUGUCAGUACGGUGAUGUUGCGGGGAGUUGAAUUCGAUGAUGAUAAGCGUGCCCAUGAAGAGCACAUCAACAAGAUUUUAGAGGAUGAUGCACCAAUCAGCUCACGUAUCAGAAACAGAAAAAGAGACUAA
Molecule: messenger RNA, 2901 nt
Organism: Sungouiella intermedia
Lineage: Eukaryota; Fungi; Ascomycota; Pichiomycetes; Serinales; Metschnikowiaceae
Source: the annotation of a GenBank genome assembly